Messenger RNA from Austrofundulus limnaeus, 2687 nucleotides. It is a transcript of the gene noc3l, whose product is annotated as NOC3-like DNA replication regulator. The transcript is spliced from 21 exons. The record is from RefSeq and is a predicted model, not a curated record. Gene Ontology annotation, molecular function: chromatin binding. Bases 153 to 2552 code for a protein of 799 amino acids. Gene Ontology annotation, biological process: DNA replication initiation. NCBI's taxonomy places the organism in Eukaryota, Metazoa, Chordata, Actinopteri, Cyprinodontiformes, Rivulidae. Gene Ontology annotation, cellular component: nucleolus.
GUGGUUUCCGGUUGUCGUUCUGUCAGAACUUCUGUGUGGACAACACACGUGAGGCUGUAAUCAACAUAUAAUACUUUAAUAAAACGCAGCGACUUCUCUUCUCACAUAGGAGUAAUUAAAACUUUAAUUCGCGGAGAAUUUCUGCUGCCAUUAUGGCUCCGUCUCGGUCCAAGAAGAAGCGCCGGCCGUCGUUCCGCCGCCUGCUGAAGACGAGCGGCCUGAAGCUGGAGAACAAGCAGAAGAACCGUCAGCUGAAGCAGGAAAAUGUGGCCAAGAAGCAGCGCAAGGAGCAGAAGAAGCUGCGCCAGGCGGUGGCGGGCGCCAUCCAGAGGAUGCCCCGCCCCCUGGAGACGUACAGGAAGAGACCAGAGGAGGAGGAGGAGGAGGAAGAGUUCCUCGAGAGUCUGCCCACCGACAUGAUGGAGGAAGAUGACCUGCAGAGGAUGACCGCCAUGGCUCAACAAGCCUCCUUUAUCACCAGAGACCUGUCGUCAUGCGGACCUGUGCACAGCGGUAAGAAGCGCAGCUCCGAUGUGGUUCGCAGCUACGAGAAGGUUCCCAGGAAGAUGGCGAGGACGGAGGAGAAGGAGGUGAUCCACCUGCUGCCAAUCAAAGACAAAAGAGGCGUGAUCCCGCAGAGCGUGGAGAGAGUUAAAAAGAUCCAAGAAGAGGAAGAGGAAGAGGAGGAAGAGGCUGCAGAGAACACAGAGCAGGAAGAAUAUGAGGCGGCGGCGCCGAGCUUCGCUGAGCUGACGCCGGCUGAGAGAGAGCAGCUCCGAGUCAUAAAGUUAACGGAGAAGAAGCGACGCAUCGCCACUCUGGGCUCAAACAUAAUCUCGGACCCCUUCAACAGCGUGAAGUGUGUGAAGGAGCUGCGGGGGAUGCUGAUGGAGGUCGACCCCAGCGUGGCGGUCUCUGUCAGGAAGCUGGUGAUGGUUUCUCUGAUGGAAAUCUUUAAGGACAUUGCUCCCUCUUACAGAAUACGACCUCUGACCUUAGCAGAGAAGAGAAGCAAGGUGAAGAAGGACACUCAUCAGCUCAGAGAGUUCGAAGAAGGUUUAGUGAGUCAGUACAAGUUCUUCUUGGAGGACCUGGAGCAGAUCAUCAAAGACUGGAAGCAGAAGAAGAAGAAGCGCAGUCAGGCCGUGGGUUUCCAGGCGUACCGUGGUCUUGCUGAGGUCGCCAUCCGCUGCCUGUGUGAGCUGCUGCUUGCUCUGCCGCACUUCAACUUCCACAACAACAUCAUCGUCAUGGUGGUCCCGCUGAUGAAUGACCCCACAAAGAAGGUGUCUCUCAUGUGCUGUGAUGCAAUUAGGAAGCUCUUCCAUCUGGAUAAAGUGGGCGGAGCCUCUCUGGCCACUGUGCGCGUCAUCUCCGGCUUCAUAAAGAGCCUGAACUACAACGUCAGACCCGAGGUGCUGCGGACUCUGCUCAGCCUGAGGAUCAAGGAGGUGGAGAUGAAGAAGGACUUGGAGUCCACGGCCCCAAAGAAGAAGUUCAUGACCAACAAAGAGAGACAGAACUUGUCCAGGAUGCAGAGGAAGUGGAAGAAGGCGGAGGAGAAGCUGGAAAAGGAGCUGCUGGAGGCAGAAGCUUCAGAGAGCAAACAGAAGAAAAUCAAACUGCACACUGAGACUCUGAACAUUGUCUUCCUGGUCUUCUUCAGGAUCCUAAAGAAAGCCCAGAAAUCAGUUCUUCUCCCUGCAGUCCUGGAGGGGCUGGCCAAUUUUUCUCACCUGAUCAACCUGGAGUUCUUUGAUGACCUGUUAAAUGUGCUGCAGAACCUCAUCCAAUCAGGAGAUCUGACCAAUCGGGAGAGUCUUCACUGCAUCCAGACGGUCUUCACCAUCCUGUCAGGACAAGGUGAUGCCCUGAACAUCGAUCCGCUGAAUUUCUACUCACAGCUGUACAAAAUUCUUCUGCGUCUUGGUUCAGGGGCUGACGAUGACAUCAUCAUUGUGCUGCGGUGCUUGGACGCCAUGUUGACUCGCCGCAGGAAACAAGUAACCCAGCAGAGGGCGAUGGCGUUCAUGAAACGGCUGAGCACGCUCUGUGUGCACGUUCUGCCCAACGCCAGUGUGGGAAUCCUCGCCUCCAACAGAGCCAUCAUGCAUUCUUUCCCAAAGUGCGACUUCCUGUUGGAUAAUGAGGUUCAGGGCAGCGGAUUCUACCUGCCAGAGUUGGACGAACCUGAACACUGCAAUGCUCAGAACACUGCACUGUGGGAGCUGCACCUGUUACAGAGACAUUACCACCCAGUGGUUCAGCAGUUUGCGGUUCACCUGAGUCACGGAGCUCCCAGUGAAGGCUCGUCGUCUCUCAGUGUGGAGCUGAGCCGCAGGUCACCUCUGGAGCUUUUUGAAGACUACUCUGUCAAAGACAUGACCUUUAACCCCCCUGUUGCACCACCGGGCUCCAGGAGGAAGGAUCGGUUUGUGAUUGGAGAGACGCUGCUGGACGACGAGCUGCAGCAACAAGCCAACAGCGCCCUGAACCUCAUCGUGGACACACAGGCAGAUUUUACAGCAGCGUACCCACACACAUCUACAUAACACUGACACACACACUGACACACACUCUCUCUUUGAUGUCUGAGAUUCUAAAAUAAUGAAGGUUGUUAUGUUGUUUUAAAAGAUUCCAGUUUUGUUUUUCUGAACAAAAUAAAUCUGAAAGAGUUUUUAUAACUA